CGCCACCAUGACGCACAUCGCGCCACUUCUGCUCUUUGUAACAUCAUCAUCGUCAGUGACGUGGCCGCGCGCAGAAGCCUCCAUUCUGUGUGCGUGGACCACAGUGUUGUCCAGCGGGGACGUGCACCACAGCUUCCUCCGCCGGGACUCUGCCUCUCUGCGGCUCUACCACAGCGUGCACAGGCCCGGGGCGCGCGCUCUGCUCCACUGCGCCACGAGCGACGAUGCGUCAGUGAUCCACAGCUAUUUAUCUAAGUGUCACGAGAACAGGCGGGACUUCACUGAUCACCUGGACCGAGACUUCCAUCUGAGCUCUGUGUUUGAGGCUGAGGAGCAGUGCGUGUCACUGGGUUCUGAGGAGGAUCUCGAGUGGCACAGUGGGAAAAGACUCGCGAGGAGCGCUGGUGACGUCCACGCAGAUGGAAGGUCAGAGAUCAGGGGCCGUUUGCGUGUGAGGCGAGGUUUCAUUGUCCCCGGCACUCUGUGGUGUGGAUCAGGCAACAAGUCGCUAUCUUAUGCUGAUUUGGGAGUAUUUGCAGACACAGACAGCUGCUGCCGGGAACACGACCAGUGCAAACACACCAUCCUGUCCUUUCACUCGCAGUUCGGGGUCUUCAACAGCAACAUCUUUACCAUGUCUCACUGUGACUGUGACAACAAGUUUCGUAGGUGCCUGAGGAAAGCAGAUCACAGAAUAUCCGAUGUAGUGGGAUACACCUUCUUCAACCUGCUGAAGAUGCGCUGCUUUGAGUUCUCCUACCGACCCCAGUGUACACGGAGAAACUGGUUUGGGAUGUGUAAAGAGACUAAGUUGACUCUGUAUGCUGAGGUUCAUCCGCCGACACUGUACAAGUCCACCAGUCCACCUGAAGCCUUCGUGAACAUCACCAGCUCCACAGCUGCAGAAUCAGAGCCACAGCUUCUUCUCAUGACUGCUGCUGCCCUCACAGUCCCAACACCUUUAACAAGCUUGCCUUCCACCUCCAUCACGCCUGGUAACAGCGUCACAGGGACAUCGACAGGAUCACUCCCUCAGAGUAGAGAUGAUGACCAGACUGUGACUGAGGUGGACACUGCAGGACUGCACUUGUCAUGUGAUAUCUAUGAGGAUCUGGAUGAGUGCAACGACAAGAUCCUUCCCAAACAAAUGAGAUAUGGCCUCCACAACCCAGAGUCCAGGACGCUGUAUCACUGCAACUGUACCGCCAGAUUAUUCCAGACUUUGGUUAAACAGAGGCGACUGACCAAAGUACACACUCUUCUGCUUGGGCACGUGUCUCAAUCCUGCUUCCUUCCCCAGGACUGCACAGCAGAUGAGACCUGUACAGCAGCUCUUGUGACAGCAGACUUCCCUCUGCUGGACCUGAAGAGUGGUGCAGGGCUGGAGGAGCAGGAGCAGAGCCAGGAGCAGAGCCAGGAGCAGAACCAUCCAUGGGUAGUAAACCUGAAGGUCAGGAGACCAUACAGUGGGAGAACUAAAGGGAAAGACAGAUCUGCGAAGCUUCACAAACUGUGUGUCAGGUUGACUCAUCCCAAACACAGGAACAACACCAGGAAACAUGGUCACAGUGCUCAGUAGCUAGUGUCAAGUGACUCCACGUUAACAGUCAAGUGGAACAUGAGACAUUAUGAAUUAAGUAACUAAUAAACACAGACAAAACGUACAUGUACUCAUUUAAAAUGCAUGUAUUUGUACAGCAAGUUUUACUUUGCACGGUCACUAUGUCUUACUUUGUCUAAAAUACAAGGCUGAGACAUUUAUGCAAUCUGCACAUGACCAGAGAGACGUUUAAAGUCAACGUUCUGACUAAUCCUCAGCCGCCCAAUGUUUGUUAUACUAGUGCAAAGUCUUUUUAGUAACGGUUGGUUUGGUGUGUUUGAGCGCUCGUUGUUACUACUCUGUCCGACACGUGUUGUCUGUAGCAUGUGUGGGAUUCUGCAACAGAAUUGUGGUUUGUUUUUAUUCAAAGUCUCAAGACUGUCCAAGGGAGGCUGGGCUAUUUGAAAUGUCAGUUUAUUGCACAUCAUGUUUUACAUAGUUUGGAAAACUCUGCUGACUUUAUUGUUGAGGUCAGACAUGAUAAUCACCCGCACACCUGACGUUUUUACCUGCGGAUUCAAUUCUGCCGAAAGGCCUGCUUGUCCUCUCAGGCGGUCCACAGUGCUGUGUGAGUGAGAGGGGGAGUGGCUACAGUAGAGCGGUGCUUCUUUCAGCCUUAUAUUAUGUUAUAUUAUGUAGCAAGACACAACAAUACACUGACGUUCCUGCACUUUACAGACAGAUUAAAUCUGUAGUGUGUAACUUUUAAAUGUAAACAAAUGACAGUUACAUUUAAACCAUUGGUUUCACAGUGUACAUACAUACAUAUACAAUAUUUAUUUAUUGUUAUAUGCACAGUAAAGAAACACGUUUCCCUGUACAAUGAAAUUCUUACUUUACUGUCCACUAAAGAAAUACCAGCAAAAAGU
Messenger RNA from Solea senegalensis (Senegalese sole), 2469 nucleotides. RefSeq names its product phospholipase A2 group III (gene pla2g3). Gene Ontology annotation, biological process: arachidonate secretion; phospholipid metabolic process. Gene Ontology annotation, molecular function: A2-type glycerophospholipase activity. The transcript is spliced from 7 exons. The coding region runs from base 8 to 1579 and encodes 523 amino acids. The record is from RefSeq and is a predicted model, not a curated record. NCBI's taxonomy places the organism in Eukaryota, Metazoa, Chordata, Actinopteri, Pleuronectiformes, Soleidae.